Molecule: messenger RNA, 1199 nt
Organism: Annulohypoxylon truncatum
Lineage: Eukaryota; Fungi; Ascomycota; Sordariomycetes; Xylariales; Hypoxylaceae
Exons: 2
Coding region: 115-600 (161 amino acids)
Source: RefSeq, a predicted model, not a curated record
AUCCGGCCUUCCGUCCCGCUACAUAAUCUCAGACUCCCUUCUAACUCAACUCACCCGACAUUCAUCACAUAUAAUUCAUCUAUCCAUCUGCGUCGUGAUCAUUAACGUCGAACUAUGGCUAUCAAACAUCUCGCACUCUUGGCGUUGGUCGGCGGCGCCUUCGCGCAGACAUCCAUGGAUGACACCGCCACCAGUUUGACCGACAUCUCUCCCGCGAGCGAUGCUACCGCCACCGACAUGUCUGACUCCAUGAUGACAACGACGGUAACGGAUAUUAGUGCCACAACAUCCGUAUCAACGGAGGUGUCUGUAUCUUCAUCGGAGACUUCCAGUGCGUCUGUCACCGUGUUGACGUCAACGUUGACGGCGUCGUCUAUGUCUAGUAUGUCUAGCGAUAGCAUGGGGUCUGAUAUGUCAUCUAUGGCCUCCGAGACCGGAACGGGAACGACGGCCGGCGUAGCACCCGUCGGUACUGGCGGAGUAGCGUCGAAUGGUACCGGCUCCGGCUCAACGCCCGUAGCAGGAGACGCUGUUAUGACCGGUGUUUCGGUCGGACUAUUCAUCGUGUCCGUAGCACUUACUGCUUUGAUACAACUAUAAUAAAACCGACUGGAGAUAUCAGUAACUAUGAGCAACAUAUUUAUAAUAGGAUCAAAGGAGGAGGGUCGGAGAAACCAAUUACACUCUCUUAGAUGGCCUUUCCCUAUGUCUAUGCUACCUACAUGAUUCUUUUAUUUGGAACAGUCAAAGUUAUAGCGGAGGGAAUUAGCUUCUGCCAACCAGUUUAUUUUACAGGGAAAGGUUACAAUCUAUAAUAUUUACUCGGAGCAGCAUUGCAUCUUUGGACGAAAGACCCUACGUAGCGUGGUUACUUGGAUGCGCCUACUGUUAAGCAUACAAUUAUGCGGAUAAUACCUAUGUAAGCCGGCUGACGCUUAUCGUUGGUUGUAUCAUCCGGCUCUCUAGAUAAAUUGGAAAGGAAACAGAGGACACACCGCUUACACGUUUAUCGAAAUACAAAAUAGCUUGCAUGAAUAACUAGAUAUUCAUCUCGUAAUGGUAGUAUGAAGGAUUCAAGAUGAACUUGAGUCCUUGAGCCUCUAGGCAAAAAGGUAUUCAAAGAACACACUAAUGUCAUCUAGUGGUACGUGACUGGUAAGGAACGAAGAGAGAUUGACAUUCGAAAUACCUGAAACAGC